UUUCCAGUAAGAUUGGGAAGAUUCGAUUUGAGCAGAAUAUUGGAACAGGAGGAUGGGCUGUGCACCUAGCGGGCCAUCGUACGCGAAGGGCGGCACUCGAUUAAUGGCCACGAAGCUGACUUUCACCAAGGGUCAGCUGCAUAACCUGAACGCAUAUUUCCGUAGGCUGCUCGACGAUGCUCCGAACGAUCCCUCGAGCGCCUUCGCGAUGGAAGCUAUCGUGGAGAGAUUGGUUCAACGUUUGAUGCUGGCCGCUGGCAAUCUGGAUCGAAGAUUCUCAUCGGUGUUCCUCGUUUCCUUGAACGAGCCUCGACGGAUAAAGCGACUCAGGUUCGAGUACUUGCUGCGAAUAGAUGCCCUGUCUGAGCCUGCCGCAAGUUCCGAGUUGGAGGUCUCGAGGGUAACCGUGGAGGAGGAUGCGGCUCUGUCAGGCUUUAUUCGGUUAAAGAUACUCGCCGCUGGGGCAGAGCACUGGCGAGAGUACGUGGAUGCUGCAGGGAGAUUGAGGAGGGAUCUGGUGAAAGCCAAAUUAGCAAAUUUGUUGGCCACGGCCAUUAAACGAGAUGCCGUAGGUUCAACCGAUGACGAGAUUUGCGUCACCCCUGGUCAAAUUGUGGAUGCCGAGGUCCUCGACAAAAUAUUGCAGCAACCAGACCACUGUCGCAUAUUCUACGGUCCAGCCACUUCGAGUGGGCCAUUGCCAGAACCUAGGGAUCAUCGCGUGGCUCUGAUAGAAGACGCCGGUGGAAUACUGCUCAGAAUUGGAUUAGACGGAUUCAAGGCUCGCGAGGCAGAGGUCAGGCUAUUAAUCGGCAUCGGUGUGUCGUCUUGGCCCAGCAUGACGGAUUAUCCCAGAAGAGUGCCUCUUCAUCACUGCGACGCUCUUCUUCACUACACAGCGGCCCAAAGCGCCAUGUAUGCAGUGGCCGUUGGACCAUAUACCGGUGCACGCUGCGAGGAUCGGGCAACUCUCUGGGGUGUACGUGUUCCAGCGGCUGAGAAAAUUAUGAGUCAACACUAUGCCGCCGACAGUGUACCCGCCCUGACUGAAUCUGUGCUCAUAGAAAUCUUGCACCAGCUGCGCGAGGGUCGAGCCUUCGGUACAUCGACCACGUCGAAGGCAGCACGGAAAGCCAGUUUCCACUUACAGGAUCGUCCACGAGUGGUUUCCAGACACAUUUUGCGAACCGUGCACCGGUGGUCCUUGGAACGUGCAGGAGCGGACCCUUUGACGAGCUGGUCGCCCGACACCCUCUCGCGUCAUGUUCUCUUGGCCUUGGACGAGCUAGUCACCGCGCUGAAAUGCCAGAACCUGAGGUGUUACUUUCAUCCGCGGUGCAACGUGAUGCUACAUUGCGCGAGAGGUGGAAUAGCGCAUUACGAGGGUUCUUACGUUGCUGAUGCACUUCUGUUGGAAUCUUACCUGGAGACUCUCCAUCAUCGUUCCAUUACUAUGACGCAAGGUGUACCCAGGCCCGUGGACGUUAUGGAGAGCGAGCUCAUUGUCAGAUGGCGUGACGUUUUGGCCUCUUUGCCCAGAGGGAGGACGGACGUUGAUUAUGGAUACAGCUGGAGACAACUGGAAUAUUUUAGCUUGAUCCUGGAGCAAGUGCUGCGAGCGAAAGAUGCCUCGUUACAGGAUUGGUGGCACGCAGACAGCUCGUACCUGAAUUUUCCAGAAUUGUCGCACGACACGACCGAACGUGUGGAAAACCUCGUGUUCCUGUUGAAAUUAGUUUUAACGCAGGCUAGAGAUGAAAUCCGCGCGAUGUCGGAUCGCAGGUCGCGUGUGCGCGAUCAUUGCAAGGUAUUGAGAAAGGGAAAGCAUCGCUACACCGCUACUCAGUUCGAUUACUCGGUGGGUCUGUUGAUCGACGCAGUCAGAAUGGACAGGGAAACCGCCAAUACGGAUCUGGAGGCUUAUCCAAUUAUGGCGAAAAUGGUACUACAAUGGCUCCAUUUCGGCAUGGAGUACGACAGAAAGUACCUAGAGCCAGUCCUGCGCCCGUACCUGAACAAUCUCUUCAACAGCCUCCACGAGAACGGUUGGUGCACGACGGCUUGGAAGAGCAGACGAGAGAUGUACAAAUCCGAGAUGCAGUCGUUGUCUGCGUUCUGUAAAUCCGUGAUAGCUGAGCAAAUAUCGCCCGCUUCCGGCAUCGUGGACUACUUGUCCAAAGGUUGGCGUUGGGCGGAGAGCGUGACAAAGAUGAUCGAACGCUCUGGGAAUUCUUUGAGACUGAUCCUCCUCUUCAGGGGCCAAGUGUUCAGAUAUAAUUUGACGUUCGCCGAGAACAAGGGACCUGGUGCGUUCUCUGUGUGGAGCAAGGCCAGGAGCGUCAGCACGAUCGCUAGGAGAAGAAGAAUGAAUUCGAGGGUCGGUGAGAUAAUCGAAUACCUGACGGAGCCGCACGAACCGUCGGCGCCGGAAGAAAACGCUACUGGGGUUGCAGGACACACUGAGCUGAGGGAUACCAGCCCUCUGACGUAUGUCGCGUCGAUGUGCAGGUCACGGGCUCGACAACGUGGACCUGGUGAUCUGAUACCGGCCAUGAUCUCCCUGGGCAAGUUCAGGAUUUUGCAAGAAGUGGCAGCCACGUUGCCCCGUGACGAGCAGGUGGCCAUGUUGGAUAUGGUGCAGAGAGUCUCCAGGGAAUCGUCUCGUCGUUCCAGGAAGGCCGGCAGCCUGGACGCGAGUUCACCCAGACAAAUCUACAGACCGAGACCGGAAUCGGAUCUUCUGGAUUCAUCGCCGCGAUUAUCGUCAGGCGGCAGCGAACGGAGCAUCGUCGCCGAGCAUCAGAGACAGCUCGAGAGGGAGAUGCACGACACUUUGAGACGCAAUGCGCUGACUAGACAGCGUCCAUCCAUUUGGGAUACGUACUCGGUGUCCUCGUGGAGCUCCUCGAUCGAUUCCAUCGCCGGGACGAUAGCGCUCAGGAAAUAUCGCGCGCCAAUAUGGGACGCCAUUAAAGGAAGCCCGCCGUCGCGAGUCAGCCAUCCGGGGGAUGGUAAUAUCGCGGGAAAUAAAUUCGACGAGAUGAUCAGCCGCGAGGAGUCGCCGACCUGGAGCACGCUGGACUCGCGACGAAACCUGGACGAUCCAGGAACGAAGAAUGGGGACGAAUUGCCAUCUUGGGAUGCGCUCGAGGCGACGCUGAAUAGGAGGCUGUGUAAUUACGGGAACGCCCUGUCGGAAUCCUUGGAGAUAGGCGAUAGCGUUGGGAGAGGCUGCGAGGAGAGACCGCGAGAAUGAUCGUUCCCUUGAAUGGUAGCGGCUUCGUGGAAAGUAGAUUCUUUUAUCUCCAGCCGAGCCCGUCGCGAAAAUCGCCUGGGAAAAUGUCUUGAGUAUUUCAGUGCCCUCGCGGAUCCGCUCGAUAUUGUUUCAUUGGAUGCAUUUCGGCUGAGCUGGGAUGAAAUGGUUUCUGGGGGUGAAAUAUUAGGCUCGGGGGGAAAUAACGUUUUUACGUUAGUUGUAUUUAACACUUGGCACCACGAAAUUUGUCUUCAUUGUAUUUCUAAUAAUUCUGUUAUUUUAUGCGUUUUAUUGGGA
This is a messenger RNA of Hylaeus volcanicus, 3553 nucleotides long. RefSeq lists its product as uncharacterized. NCBI's taxonomy places the organism in Eukaryota, Metazoa, Arthropoda, Insecta, Hymenoptera, Colletidae. The transcript has 15 exons. The record is from RefSeq and is a predicted model, not a curated record. The coding region runs from base 53 to 3256 and encodes 1067 amino acids.